GGGCGGCUGCAGGGGGCCCGGGAAGGAGGGAUAGCCCGGCAGAGGCUGGGGGCAGAGGCCGGGCAGACUUGUAGGAGCCAGAUCCAGCUGGCGUGGGAUGGUCCUCGGUGUCAGGAGUGCGACAUUGCAGCCAGAACAGGGAGGACACCUCGGGGGCUCCGAGCAGGGAGGACUCACAGGAGUCAGGAGGAGGCCUUUGACCCUCCGCCCUCGUCCAGCCUCCUUUUGCCGGCUUUGGCUCGGGCCGUGGUGAAGGAGGGUGCCAGGCCCCGAGGGAGAAGAGGCAGAGGGUGGUCCUGGGGAGCAGGGAGCACUGGGGCCGCUGGGUCGGUCCGGGUUGCCCGAGAGAAGGCUGGAGGAUCGGCCUUUGGGCUUCCUUUGGGUUCUGGGUGGGAUCAGGAGGCUGAGGUUCUGAGAUUCCCCCCGGGACUAACCCCUCCCUAGCCAGGGUGGAAGCCACAUCCCGUCAGCCCUCAGAAGUCACACUGACCUCCACGGGGGGGCGCCUGGGCACUCUGCGUGCGCCCCCCUUGUUAUUAGGGCCAGGAGCUGUCCUUGUUCAUGGGGAAUUGAGGCUUCAGGAGCAGGGGCUGGCCACCAGCGCUCAGGGGUGCCCACAGUACUCAGGGAUGCCUACGGUACUCAGGGGUGCCCACGGUACUCAGGGGUGCCCAUGGUACUCAGGGAUGCCCACGGUACUCAGGGGUGCCCACGGUACUCAGGGAUGCCCACGGUACUCAGGGAUGCCCACGGUACUCAGGAGUGCCCACGGUACUCAGGGAUGCCCACGGUACUCAGGGGUGCCCACGAUGCUCAGGGGUGCCCACGGUAACUCAGGGAUGCCCACGGUACUCAGGGAUGCCCACGGUACUCAGGGGUGCCCACGGUACUCAGGGGUGCCCACGAUGCUCAGGGAUGCCCACGGCACUGUGCCCACCUCCUCCCAGCUGCCCAUUCUCCCACUCUCUGCGGCCCCACUUCUCCCAGAGCUGAUGCAAUCCCCUUGUUCCUUGUUCACCCUGUUUCCUCCUUUAAUUGCUUCCUUUUAGAAACCGCCCAGACCUUGCGGGGCUUUUCCUUGUAAACUGUGGCUCACUUUGUCCAGCGGCCCGAGCUCUGGGCCUACGGUGGUCAAGCUGUGUGACCCUGUGAGUCCUGUAGCCCCCGCCUGCCUCAGUUUCCUCAUCUGUACAAUGGGGAUCACGGGGGAUGGUUGUGAGGAUGAGAAGGGAUGCUGUUUGCACACACAAGGCCUGGCAUACAGGCCUCAGCCAGCAUGGAAGCCACCGGGGUGCGCCUGGGGCCGCCCGUCAGCCGGGACCGAGUCAUUGCUGACUUUCCCAAGUGGUACACGCCCGAGGCCUGCCUGCAGCUCAAGGACCACUUCCACGGGCAGGUGCGCGAGGCCUGCCGGGAGAGGAGGACUGGCUCGGUGGGGCUGAAGGUAUCCAAAGUUGUCGUCCUGGGAGACCUCUAUGUGGGCAAGACGAGCCUCAUCAACAGGUUCUGCAAAGACGUCUUCGAUCGGCACUACAAGGCCACCAUCGGCGUCGACUUCGAGAUCGAGAGGUUUGAGAUCGCAGGCGUCCCCUACAGCCUCCAGAUCUGGGACACGGCAGGACAGGAGAAAUUCAAGUGCAUCGCUUCUGCGUACUAUAGGGGCGCACAGGUUAUCAUCACUACGUUUGACCUGGCAGACAUCAAGACCCUGGGACACACCAGUCUCUCCCUCCUCCCUCCUCCCUCUCCCCCUCCCCCUCCUCCUAUCCCCCCAUGCCCCAGGCAGUGGCUGGCAGACGCCCAAAGGGAGAACGAGCCGGGUUCCAGCUUCGUCUUCCUGGUUGGGACAAAGAAGGAUCUGCUGUCAGGGCCCGCCUGCGAGCGCACGGAGAUGGACGCCGUCCAGCUGGCCAACGAGAUGCAGGCCGAGUACUGGUCAGUUUCGGCCAAAACAGGGGAGAACGUGAAGGCCUUCUUCUCCCGGGUCGCCGCCCUGGCGUUCGAGCAGUCGGUGCUGCAGGAACUGGAGCGGAGGGGCGGCCGGAGAGCCCAGAUCGGGGCCGGGGCCUCCAUCAGCAUCGGGAUGGAGGAGCACUCUGCUGCGUGCCGGGAAGGUGCCAGCGCCAGCAGUCCCGGGUGCUGCUAGGUGGGAUCUCUGGAGCCCCAGGACAGUCUGGGGCAGACGGAGCAUCUCUGACGAGACGCCAGAGAUGCUCCGUCUGCCCUCGGGACGUGUGCCCCC
This is a messenger RNA of Antechinus flavipes (yellow-footed antechinus), 2242 nucleotides long. It is a transcript of the gene RAB36, whose product is annotated as RAB36, member RAS oncogene family. Gene Ontology annotation, molecular function: GTP binding; GTPase activity. Bases 1232 to 2146 code for a protein of 304 amino acids. The record is from RefSeq and is a predicted model, not a curated record. The transcript is spliced from 11 exons. NCBI's taxonomy places the organism in Eukaryota, Metazoa, Chordata, Mammalia, Dasyuromorphia, Dasyuridae.